Molecule: messenger RNA, 2505 nt
Organism: Thermothelomyces thermophilus ATCC 42464
Lineage: Eukaryota; Fungi; Ascomycota; Sordariomycetes; Sordariales; Chaetomiaceae
Exons: 4
Coding region: 334-2382 (682 amino acids)
Source: RefSeq, a predicted model, not a curated record
CUCAGCCAUUCACAGAUUCGCAGUAGCGCUGGGCAACUUUCGAAAAUCUUCAUCCUCGGCGAGCAUAAUCACCGCUUUGUCCCUCCCGCCUCGACCAUAGUCGCCAUCUGCGCGAUUUGUGCCAUUUACCGUUGCCUCACGGGGGCCUUUUCUUUCCUUUGAUACCCGCGUCGGUUGUGCUAGCUACGGGUGACUUGCGAACAACGGUCGCGCCUCGAUUCUCGGCGUUCGCCAGUUACCGAGUCUAACUGUUAACAACAUUAACAACACUCUCCUUUCCCUUCAACCUCCCAGCCCGCAUCGACUCGACUCGUGCACGAAUUGAUUGGCGGAAUGGCCUCUCAACCUCGGCAGAACCCCUACAACCAGGGCUACAUGCCCAACGGCGCAGCCCCCCCCCAUCAGACCGCUCCGGUCCCUGGAGCCACUCCUCUGCUUCCGAACCAUGGCCGCAUCAUUCAGACCGGGCCCAUCAGAAUUCUCUGCAUCGCAGACGUGCGAGGCAACCUCCGCUCCCUUAACGAACUCGCCCGCUCGGCCCGCGCCGAUUACAUCAUUCACACCGGCGAUUUUGGUUUCUACGAUGAGACAUCCCUUGAGCGCAUUGCUGAAAAGACCCUGAAGCAUGUCGCGCAGUAUUCCCCCUUGAUUUCGGAAACCACGAAGAAAGCCAUCGCACAAGGCGUUCAGGGUUCGGUCAAGUCGCGGUUUCCAGCAAGCGAGCUCCCCCUGUCAGAGCUUCCGCAGCUCCUCAGCGGCGAGCUGAAAUUGGACGUACCCGUCUACACAGUAUGGGGCGCUUGUGAGGACGUGCGGGUGCUGGAGAAGUUCCGAUCAAAGGAGUACAAGGUACCCAAUCUCUACAUCAUCGAUGAGGCGCAGUCCAUGCUGCUCGAGGUUGGCGGUGUGAAGCUCCGGCUUCUCGGCUUGGGCGGCGCGGUGGUCAUGCACAAGCUGUUCGACAAUGGCGAAGGCCGGACAACGAUUGCCGGUGGCCAGGGAACAAUGUGGACAACGUUGUUGCAGAUGGGCGAACUCGUCGAUACGGCGAACCGCGUCUACGAUCCCACCGAAACCCGCAUCUUCAUCACGCACGCAUCCCCGGCUCGCGAGGGCAUCUUGAACCAACUCUCAGUGACCCUCAAGGCGGACUUUUCCAUCUCGGCCGGCCUCCACUUUAGGUAUGGAAGCUCGUACAACGAGUUCAGUGUCAAUCCCACCCUGGACCAUUACCGCGGCAAACUGGCGGCGUCCAAGGCGUCAUUCAAUGACGUAUGGGAGACGGUCAAGGGUGAAGUCGAGCCGGCUAUCAGCCAGGUCGAGGCCCAACAAACCUUGCUUAAGAAUGCGUUGGCCGUUGUUGAGAAGAUGCCCUCGACCGCAGCCGGCGGAAACCCCUUUGGCGGAGCGCCUGCCGGCCAAUCGGCCGCGGCUCUCGGUCAGGUCGACGAAAGCGCCUUCAAGAACCUGUGGAACUUCAACCUUGCGGAUGCUACCUUUGGCUGGCUUGUCCUGGAGAUUCAGGAUGGUCGAAUUGGUACCGAGAUGCGGGCUCAGGGAUUCAACUUCUCGCACCGUGGAGCCAAACAACAGCCGAAUGUGCAGCCCGCCCCGGGCCCCUCGGGCGCGGGUACGAGCCCAGCCGCCCCCACAGGUCCUUCUGCGCCGCCAGCAGCCACCCCUGCAGCUCAACCGAAAGCCCCCACUCCCGCCCAGCAGCCUAAACCCUCGGCUCCGACACCUGCUCCGGCCCAGAGCAAGCCUGCAACCCCCCAGCCCGCGCCGGCUACUUCCCCGGCACUCAAGGAACAGAAGGCGGCCCCGGCCGCUGCUAACGGCGCUGCCGCUUCGUCCGAAACAGCACCUGCUCCAGCGUCGAAGACCCCGGCAGACAAUAUUAUUGGGCUCUUCAUCAUGAACGCUCAGAGUGAUGAGCAAGUACGCGACCUGUUCGCUGAGGAGGACAAGGCCAAGAUCGUGAAGAUCGACCGGUGGGGCGCAAACAACAAGGUGGCGCAGUUCAAGACGACGGAAGACCGAGACGCUGCCAUGGAGCGACUCCCGGAUGAAGUCAAGAACCGCGCGCCCGGGCAGGAGGAUCGCUCGAAGCCGCUCGUCAAGAUCUUUUCACCGCCUCCGCGCCAGUUCUCACGCGGCGGUGCUGGUAACUGGGGCAGCAGCCGUGGUGGCAGGGACGGCGGUAACUCGCAAAGUGGCUACCGCAGCGCUGGUGGCGGAGGUGCUAGCGACAGCGAAGGUGCUGGACGCCGCGGUGGGCGUGGUGGCCGAGGCCGCGGUGGUGAGCGCGGACGGGGCAGAGGCCCGCGAGGUGGCGGCGCGAAGGGCGAGGGUGCUGGCUCUGCUCCAUCGGCUGACUCUUAGGGGCCUCAGCCUGCAGUCAGAGUACUGCCCAAGACGGAUGAGUGGUACCGACAUGGUCGCUCAACGUCCGGAUAAAUUUUCUCAUAGGGUUCCGUCCUGUCGCUGAUAAACCCCUCCCCCCCC